This is a messenger RNA of Ichthyophthirius multifiliis, 937 nucleotides long. RefSeq lists its product as hypothetical. Lineage: Eukaryota; Ciliophora; Oligohymenophorea; Hymenostomatida. The record is from RefSeq and is a predicted model, not a curated record. Gene Ontology annotation, molecular function: methyltransferase activity. The transcript has 7 exons.
AUGAAUACAUUAUUUGAUAAUUAAAUUAAAAUUUUGACAAAUAAAGUUCUUCUAUAAAGUUUUUUAAAAAAUUAUUUCUAAUAUGAAACAAAUUUUGGUUUUAAACAAGUUAAAAUUGAAGAAAAAUAAGGAAUGGUAAAUUAAGUAUUUCACUCUGUAGCUGAUAAAUAUGAUUUAAUGAAUGAUGUUUUAAGUUUAGGAAUCCAUAGAUGUUGGAAAGAUGAAUUUGUAAAUGAUUUAGGAAUAUUAAGAUUAACUAGAAUUCAAGAAAAAGAUUAAAUAAUAGAAUAUCCUGCAAAAAUUAUCGAUGUUGCAGGAGGAACAGGAAACAUAGCAUUUAAAAUACUUGAUAAACAUAAACAAAUAGGAAAUUAUUCAUAAUCAAAAAAUUUGAAAAUAACUGUUUUUGAUAUAAAUGAAAGUAUGUUAGAAAUUGGUAAGAAAAGAUCACAAUAAAAAAACUUAAAUUAAAAUGGUAUAAAAAUAUAUUGAAAUAAAUUAAAAAUAAAAAUAUGAAAUAAAAGAAAUUGAAUUUGUAUGCGGUAACGCUGAAGAGUUAAAAUAAUUUGAAGAUAAUACAUUUGAUGCAUAUACAAUAGCUUUUGGUAUUAGAAAUGUUCCAAGAAUUGAUUAAGCUUUAAAUGAAGCAUAUAGAGUAUUAAAAAAAGGAGGAAGAAUAAUGAUUUUAGAAUUUUCGAAAGUUCAAAGUUUUCCUUUAAAUGAAAUAUAUAGAUAAUAUAACUCUAAUUUAUUACCAUUUUUAGGUUAAUUUAUUGCUGGAGAUAGAGAAUCUUAUUAAUAUUUAGCAGAAAGUAUUGAAAAGUUUCAUGAUUAAGAAAGUUUGCUUAAUUUAAUUGAAUAAAGUGGAUUUAAAUAUGUUUCUUACAAAAAUUUGAGUUAAGGUAUUUGUGCCAUCCACACUGGGUUUAAACUUUGA